AUGUUAGGCCAGAUUGCAUGUCUGUUGCAGCUGUUAUUUUUGGCAGGGCUCUCCUCUGCGGAUCAUAAGGGACCACAACUCACAAACCUAACCGAGACAGAGAUUAAGUAUGCUCACAUAUAUUGGAAGUACAAGCCGACGGAGCGGAUAACUCGCGAUGUCGGUCAGCCUGUCGGGUCCCGUCUUACAAAUCUUGGCUACCGAUUUUUAGUACCGUCAGCUGAGCGUUUGGCUGGCAUCACUUAUGUUGGGCACGCAGCGCGUUUACGGCUGGCGCUGGAGCGGGCACGAAAUGGGGAGGCGCUCCGUAUCGGUGCCCUGGGCGGCAGCAUCACCACAGGCCACGGCGUCGGUGGUGGCAACUACACUUACCUGCAAUACUUCAUGGACUGGCUUAACGCCGCAAUGCCGCCGCAUCAAAGCUCUUCGGAAGCAGGCGGCGACACAGCGUCAGCAGGCGAAACGGGAGCUGUGGAUCCAGGGCCCAGACGGCGGGUACUUCACGGCUGGGUCGACAAGGCUGGGGGAGCUGCCAAGGGUGAAUCUGUUAUUGGCGGUGGCCGCAAUGACCGUGUUGGCCGUAUCCGCCGCGGCCUGCGCGGCGAUGGUCCCCGCCACAUGCUCAUGUGGCCGCAACGACAACGCAACCUGUUGAGUGCUGAGCACAGCUUCCUGAACGGUGCAGUGCCAGGCACCAUGUCGGGCUACACCAGCAGCUGUCUCAAGAUCCACCUUAUUCCAAAUCCGGAUUUGGUGUUUGUGGAAUUCACGGUCAACGACUCGCACCUCAGCAGCUGGGGAGAAGAGGACUCCCCACGCCGGCCGCUGGAGCGCCUGCUUCGCAAGGUGCUCAACCUGCCGUCCAACCCGGCUGUGGUGCUGGUCAACAUGUUCGCCAUGGGGCCCUCUAACGGCAUUUAUUGGCAGACGGCGGAGCGGGAGUUCAUGGAGUUCACCGCUUACUACGGCCUGCCCUCGGUAAGCUUGCGGGCCGCGGUGUUCCCUUCCGCGACCGCGGGCGGCGCGGAGGAGGUGUCGCCGGGCGCCAUAUUCAACGGCGGUGCGAUGCACCCGGGUCGUGGCGGCCACGUGGUGGUUACGGAGCUUCUUAUAACGCUUUGCCUGGAGGUGGCUUUGGUGGCGGCAAGACCGCUGCCCCCACCCCUCUUCCCUGGCAAUCAUGGGGCGACCGUGGAGACGUGCUACAUCCAGGACCAGCUGCAAGCCCUGGUGCAGCAACCUGUGGUCGGCUGGAAUUGGACUGAUGAAGGUCGUGGGAAGUGGGGCUAUGUGGCCACCGAGCCGGGGAAGACCAUAAAGUUAAAGGUCAACACUCAAAUAGGGAUGGGGGGGAGCAGCAGCUCUAUAGACGGCGACGGAGAGGGAGCGGAGCUGCAACCCAUCAUUGUACAGGUCGCCUACCUACAGAGCUAUCGCGGCAUGGGUACUGCUCGCCUGAGCUGCGAGGCCGGUUGUAAUUGCACGUCCAUCCUCCUGGAUGCGUACGACGCUCGUCCCGCGUCCCUGGCUGUCACAGUGGACAUCAAGGUGACGCAGCACUCGGAGUGUCAUUUGGAGCUCAAGUCCGGUCUACCCAGCGCUAAGGCGGUGCAGGCGGCGAAGAGCGGCGCGGCGGAGGGCGUUACGGGCCUCAGCAGCGGCUGGGAGGGCAGCAGCAAAGGCCUCCUAGGCUACAAGUUCAAGCUGAUUGGCCUCGUGGUGGGUGAGGACCCGGGCGCCGCCAAGGGAACCGUCACCUUCGUGCGCGGCAACACAGCGGACAUUUUCAACCGCAUGCAGGCCCUGGGCAGUGACAAGCCGCAGAAAUCGCGGGAAUAA
This is a messenger RNA of Volvox carteri f. nagariensis, 1839 nucleotides long. RefSeq lists its product as uncharacterized. NCBI's taxonomy places the organism in Eukaryota, Viridiplantae, Chlorophyta, Chlorophyceae, Chlamydomonadales, Volvocaceae. The record is from RefSeq and is a predicted model, not a curated record. Bases 1 to 1839 code for a protein of 612 amino acids. The transcript is spliced from 13 exons.